Molecule: messenger RNA, 1199 nt
Organism: Mollisia scopiformis
Lineage: Eukaryota; Fungi; Ascomycota; Leotiomycetes; Helotiales; Mollisiaceae
Exons: 4
Coding region: 356-1075 (239 amino acids)
Source: RefSeq, a predicted model, not a curated record
UACACAAUGUAUCUUGGAGACUGUUACCGAGUCAGCUGUGUCGACCAUCAGUGUCUUUGUGUAUGAUAAUAUCACGUCCACGGAUAUUUCAACGAAUUACAUCACUUCUAACCAAUACGACUAUGUAACUUAUACGACGACCGAAAUAUCUACGCUCAGUAUCACCACUACCCUCGUCCAAACGGCCCAAGUGACUGGCACCAUUUUCGAUGUCUCGGCUCUCACCAGCACCUCUUUUGAUGAGCAGUUCAUCACCACUUUGUCAACAACUACUCUUUUCGUUACGACUGAAGCAGAUAUUACACAAACAAGCUAUUACGGUGCGGCAUUGACCAGCACAUCCGUAGAAAUCCUCAUGGCCACAAUUAUAUCGACAUCGACCGAGUAUUCGACUCUCGAGGCUACGCAAACCAGCCUGGCUCUCGCAGCAAGUACUUCAACCACCCUGGAACUUUUCUCAGCAAGUCAGACCGAGUACAUCACUGAGACCCUAGAAAUCACAUCUACUGCCUACUCGACCAUUACAGAGACUAGUUUGGCUUUUGCUGCCCAGACAUCCACGUUUUUCUCCCUUGAUAUUAUUCCAACUUUUUCCAUUGAGUACAUCACGCUGUAUCAGAAUUACACUGCGACAGAAAUCUUCGAGCUUACAACUACAAUCUACUCGACCUUUGAAUCCGAUAUCACCCAGACUAGUACGGACUUUGCUGCUGCUACAAGCUUGGACGUGGUUAGCGCUAGCGAAACGCAAUUCGUGACGGUCUACCAGAAUUACACGGUCACAGAGACCCAAGUAAUUGAUAUGAGUAGUACAGUAAUAGACAUUUCGACUGCACAAUCCACGUUGGAUAUCAUCGCCACGGACUAUGGUCAAUACAUGGCAUCCACUCACGGGAAUAUCGAACGUAGACUGAUUGCGUUAAGUGCCUUCAACAGUCACUUCGUUGACGACGUUGCUCGUACCUCAGAACUUAACAGUCACAGAGACACUGCAGUUGACCAGCACAGAGUAUGUUGCUGCUACUGCCACAUCCCUAUCCACGCAAUUGGUCAUUCAGAACCAGACAAUCACUGAAACAAAUUAUGUGGCAGCAACAGCAACUCAACAAUCUACGAAGUCCAGACAGCGCUUUCUACAACAUCAAUCACUGUGGUGGACUCAUCUUUGGUCCCUUCAACCAUCACGACAGUCCAAGUGU